Molecule: messenger RNA, 129 nt
Organism: Colletotrichum abscissum
Lineage: Eukaryota; Fungi; Ascomycota; Sordariomycetes; Glomerellales; Glomerellaceae
Exons: 1
Coding region: 1-129 (42 amino acids)
Source: RefSeq, a predicted model, not a curated record
AUGAACUUCUCGCCCGCGUACACCCUGGCAGUGUCUGUUCUCUCGAGUACCCUCCCUCCGGAGGAUGGCCUCGGAUUACGUCUGAAUCCUUCUCCAUCUUGGGCCGAAAUGAUACCGUCAUUGAGUUGA